AUGUCGUCGUCCCCUUCAAAGGUGCUGGCCAAGCGAAAUUCCGAAACGGCUCUCAUGCCUCCGCCUCCACCUUCAUUCAAACGGCAGAAACGACCCGGGAAGGUGCUGGACGAGGAUGUGUAUUCUGACGCGAUAUCCCAUAUUGUUGCUCGAGACUUCUUCCCCGGACUAUUGGAGACGGAGGCACAGAAAGAGUACUUGGAAGCUCUUGAUUCGAAUAACAGAGACUGGAUCAGAGAUGCUGGAAGGAAGUUGACGCAAGUCAUGACACCCGUCCCAGAUGGGCAGCGCAGGAGCGGCAGAGGAACCAGUUUUACACCCAGAAGAUCUGCUGCGCUUGGAGAUACACCGCGAAGCUAUGUUGGGGAGACUCCGGGGCAGACUCCAUCAGUAAACAGCGAUUUUGCUCCGGAAGAGCGCAAACCAGAGGUGGACUUGAACCUUUCACUGGGUGCUUUCCAGGCGAAAUACACAUCUGAAGACAACGAGAGCUUCAACGCGUUGCUGGACAAGCAAAACGAGAAGCGCGCGGCGAAGUACGGCUUUUUCCACAACGGCAACAAGAUUCCGUCUGCACGGCAGCUCGCCUACCGGGAGAGGGAGCAGAAGCUUCUGCAAGAGAAGGAAACUUCAUCAUCCGCCAUGGUCGCUACCGACAGUAAAACAGUGAAGGGUGACUCCGCCUUGAUUACCACCAAUGCUGUAGGGGAAGAACGAGUUGCACUGGCACCGAACAGACCAUCCGCAGACCUGGACGCUCGUCUGGCAUCUGUGGACAGCUUUCCAAGCCGUCAGGGCCCUCGGAAUCAUUUCAUGUUYGGGCCCGAAGGCAUAGAGGAUCAGCUUGUAACACGUGCUCAACUUGCGGAGCAGUCUUCGAAUGCACCCCCAAAGGCAGUUACCUAUGGAGCAACGCGAUUCCGCACAGCCGUGGAACCUGAUCAUGCAAUACCAGCCAGCCCGUCGAUGAGUGCGGUUGACGCUGCCAUCGCUGGACGUCCCUUGCCAACAGAAUCCGAAUCUGGCUAUGGAGGCGCCGAGACCCCUCGCGUGAACGGAUAUGCGUUUGUAGACGCCGAACCUACACCUAGGGAGCUUGGUGUGCCGGUGAGCGAUGAUGAAGCGGAUGCUGCGGAGCGUGAGGCUGCGACGCGUCUCCUGCCCAAAGUCGAUGAGUCCCCCAACCCAUUUCACAUUGCGAACCGUAGUAAGCGGGAGGAUGUGCUGAUGAGGUUGGUCGAAAAGGCUGAUGCUCAGCGAAGGACCGGCGGCAGGAUGGAACAGCUUCGCACUAUGGGUAUUACGCCCGGAAGAACGCCCACUCCGAGAUUCACCUCUGGGCCUAAGUUGAGGCAAGGUACAGCCAUGACUCCUGCCGCUCAAAGCUUAGCCAACAGGAUUGGGACUCCAAGACGGGGAGACGGUAGUUUAUUUGCCAGCGGCCGGAAGGACAAGGCAGGCUGGACCCCCACGCCACGGAUCAAACGACCAGAUUGA
This is a messenger RNA of Ramularia collo-cygni, 1497 nucleotides long. RefSeq names its product related to nuclear protein ES2. Gene Ontology annotation, cellular component: catalytic step 2 spliceosome. The record is from RefSeq and is a predicted model, not a curated record. NCBI's taxonomy places the organism in Eukaryota, Fungi, Ascomycota, Dothideomycetes, Mycosphaerellales, Mycosphaerellaceae. The coding region runs from base 1 to 1497 and encodes 498 amino acids. The transcript has a single exon.